GUGUGAUGAAUUGGUAUCGUAGUACAACUUUGGCGCUACGCCUAUUCAUAAUCUUGUUUCAGGGUAUCACAUGAAGUCUCGUAAGGUGCGAUGCCUAAGACAAACCACAGAACUUGGUGCCUCUUCAGAUUCUGAUGAAAAUCAUCCUGAAGACUCUACUCCACCAGUCGUUGCAGAUUCAACAGUAGUUGUGGAAGCCAUAAGAGAAUUUCAGAAACUAAGGAAAAGACCAGCCGGAAUAAGCUUGUCUGCACUAGCUACCGGUAAAGAAGUUCCAGAUCUUAAUCUAACAAUCGCUAACGAUCCAUUUAAACUUAAGACUGGUGGUUUAGUUGACUUGAAUAGUAUUUCAUCUGCCAAGCAGACUGAAGAGGAUGAUGACGUUGAAGCCCAUCUAGCCAAAACAUUCGCCACAGAAACUAAUAAAAGGGAUGAAGAUGCCGAAAUGAUCAAGUACAUUGAAGAAGAAUUAGCCAAACGAAAAGGACUAGUUAAACCUUCUUCUUUGGAGCGAGAUGAGGAUUCAGACCUACUUCAGGAUGUCCCUGAGUAUCUCAAGCCUUCAAUUGGUCAACAAAAAGAGGACAUGUUAUCCAACCAGAUGUUAUGUGGUAUCCCUGAAGUCGAUUUGGGUGUUGAAGCAAAAAUGAAAAACAUUGAAGCCACAGAAGAAGCCAAGCAGAUACUUUUUAGAAAAAGAUUCAGCCGCAAACAUGGUCAUUCAACUGAUCAAAUAGCACCGACCAGCAUGGCAGUCAACUUUGUUCAGCAUAGUCGGUGGAAUAGUUACACAAACGGAAUCAGUAGAAGAGCUGAUUUGAACAAUGAACGGGAACUCAAUCACAUAGCUAGUAGUAACAAUGAUGCCAAUAAACUAGAAACAACGAAAAGUGAUGUCAUCUCUCCCCAAGCGGAAGGUCGUCGUUUAGAUAACAACCGAUCACGUAUUCAUAAUGAAAAAUCUACAGAUAAUAUUGCACUUCAACGGUUUAAAAAUUAUAUGCGCGAUAAAAGACGUCGUUGAUAAUUUUAUUUCUUCCUAUUUAUUUUUUAUCUCGACAGGACAAUGUUUUACUUCUUUUAAUGGUAUUAUGUCCUAAGUCAGUCAGUUUAGGCCAGGCAUAUUGUAUAACACAUGUGUACAUUGUAAAUAUGAUUUAUUGCUAUUAUUACGACUGCUACUAUUGUUUUUGUUGAAUAUCUGUUUUCUAAAGUGAAAAGUGACUGGUUUUUUACAGUAUCAAUCACUUUGAUAAACCUACAUGUUUGAUACCACUAGCACUACCGAAGCCCUCCAAUAAAUCAUCGUAAGAGAAAUAGUUUGCACCAUAUCCUGUACAAGUGUUUGGUUAAAUAAGGCCACUUCUGAAGCUAAUAUCUGUUUGAAAAUGUUUAUAGAUA
This is a messenger RNA of Schistosoma turkestanicum, 1401 nucleotides long. The record is from the annotation of a GenBank genome assembly. NCBI's taxonomy places the organism in Eukaryota, Metazoa, Platyhelminthes, Trematoda, Strigeidida, Schistosomatidae.